AUGAGUGCCUCAGAGAACCUUCCAGAGAUCGACGAAGGACGGUACUCGCGACAACUCUAUGUGCUGGGCUAUGAGGCCAUGCAGAAGAUGGCUACAGCUGCUGUUCUGGUCUCUGGCAUGAAGGGGCUGGGUGUGGAGAUUGCCAAGAACAUCAUUCUUGCAGGAGUGAAAUCUGUCACUGUCCAUGACCAGCAUGAUGCUCAGUGGAGUGACCUCUCCUCGCAGUUCUACCUGUCCGAGAAAGAUGUGGGGCAGAAUCGAGCUGUGGUUUCACAGCGCCACCUUGCAGAACUGAACAGCUAUGUGCCUGUGAUACCCUACACUGAAGGGCUGUCUGAGAGCUUCUUGUCUGACUUCCAGGUUGUAGUCCUGACCAACUCACCCUUGGAGGAGCAGCUACGUAUCAAUGAUUUUUGCCACGCAAACAACAUCCGCUUUGUCCUUGCUGACACAAAGGGCCUGGCUGGGCAGCUCUUCUGUGAUUUUGGAGAAAACUUUGUGUUUUAUGAUGCUUCUGAGGCUGAACCUGUCUCUGCUGUCAUUCAGCACAUAACCCAGGGUAACCCUGGCGUGUUGACAGUGGCCCGGGAGGAUGAGCAGGGACAAGGCCACCAGUUUGAGGAUGGCGACUGGGUGACAUUCAGAGAGGUUGAAGGGAUGACUGAACUCAAUGACCGGGAGCCACAUCCAAUCCGUGUGGCUGGACAGUACAGCUUGGAGAUUGGGGAUACAUCUUCCUUUUCUCCAUAUAAAAGUGGUGGGAUCAUCACCCAAGUCGAGAUGCCUCAACAGCGCUCCUUUGAUUCCUUGUGCAUCUCCAUGAGAAGUCCCAAGAUCAAGACUCCUGAUGCAGGGGAAAUGUCUCGCUAUCAUACCCUUCACAUGGCCUUCUGGGCACUGCAUUUAUUCCAGAGCAAAAUGAAGCAUCUGCCUAGGCUGAAGAAUCAGGCAAAUGCAGAAGAGAUGGUGAAGCUAGCACAGACUCUAUCUUUGGAUCAGGAGCCCCUGGCUGAGGAUCUGGUACGGACAUUUGCAUAUGGAUGUACUGGUGACCUAAAUCCUAUCACGGCCUUCAUUGGAGCUGUAGCUGCCCAUGAGGUGCUGAAGGCAACCUCUGGGAAAUUCACUCCUCUGGACCAGUGGCUGUAUUUUGAUGCCUAUGAAUGCUUGCCUGAGGAGGACCAUGGUGUGUUGCUGACUGAGGAAAACUGCGCUCCACUCGACAGCCGCUAUGAUGGGCAAAUUGCCAUUUUUGGUGCUGACUUCCAGGAACGGCUUGGGAAGCAGAAAUACUUUGUGGUAGGAGCGGGUGCCAUUGGCUGUGAACUCUUGAAGAACUUUGCAAUGAUUGGCUUGGCUGCUGGUGAGGGUGGGAGCAUCACUGUGACAGACAUGGACACCAUUGAAUAUUCCAACCUCAACCGUCAGUUCCUCUAUCGACUGCAGGAUGUGUCUAAGCAGAAGUCAGAAGUGGCAGCAGCUGCCAUAAAGCUCAUGAAUCCCUAUGUCACUAUAACAGCUGAGCAAAAUCAGGUUGGGCCUGAUACUGAGUGCUACUAUGGAGAUGAAUUCUUCCUUGGCUUGGAUGGCGUAGCCACUGCCCUGGACAGCCUGCAAGCCAGAGCAUAUGUGGGUAAACGGUGCACACAGUACCGCAAGCCUCUGCUUGAUUCUGGAACGCUAGGCACCAGAGGACACGUUCAGGCCCUUGUGCCCUUUCUGACGGAGGCAUAUGGCCAUGCUGAGGACCAGGAUGAGGAAGAGUACCCUCUUUGCACCCUGCGUCACUUCCCCACUACCAUCCAGCACACCCUCCAGUGGGCCCGAGAUCAGUUUGAUGGUCUUUUCAGGAUGGCAGCAGAGACUGUCAACAAAUUUCUGGGGGAUCCCAGCUUCCUAGUGUCCCAAGAAGUGGAAGCUCUGGAGAUGUUCGAGCUGGUACAAGCCAGCCUUCAGGAGAAGCCACACAGCUGGAGGGACUGUGUGGCUUGGGCUCGAAGACUUUGGGAGCGACUUUUCUCUCACGAUAUUCAGCAGCUGCGGCACAACUUCCCACCUGACCAUAAGACAAUCUCUGGACUUCCUUUCUGGUCGGGACCCAAGCGAUGCCCUGAGAAGCUGGAUUUUAACUUUAGUAAUACCACCCAUGGGACCUUCCUUUUGGCAGCCAGCCGCCUCUUUGCUCAGAUGCACAGGCUGAAUGCACCAGCCGGAUGCGCCAGCCAGAUCCUCCUUGACUUUCGCCUACUACCUUUCCAGCCGCAAAAUGGAGUGCACAUCCCCAUCACGGACCAAGAGAUGCAGAGGUCACGGGGAACAGUUGAUGAAACAAGGCUGGCGGAGUUGAGGCAGGACUUGGCAAGGCUCAGGAGUGAGCUGGAGGAACAAGAUGCACUCCUCUCCUAUCGUAUGGAGCCCAUUCAUUUUGAGAAGGAUGAUGACAGCAACUAUCAUUUGGACUUCAUUGUAACUGCAGCCAAUCUGCGAGCUGAGAACUACGGCAUCCCUCCUGCUGAUAAACUCCAGGCUAAGAGGAUUGUGGGCAGGAUUGUACCCGCCAUUGCCACAACCACAGCUGCUGUUGCUGGCCUGGUGUGCCUGGAGCUGUACAAGCUAGUGUGGGGACACAGGAGUCUCAGCUCCUAUCGCAGCACUUUCCUGCGGCUCUCGGAGUCUCUCCUCCAGCGAUGCCAGCCCUGUUCACCCCAGCCAACAUACGAGUAUCACCAGAGGACGUGGAGCUGCUGGGAAAGAUUUGAAGUGCCAGGAGUUGAUGGCAACGGAGAAGAGAUCACCCUGAAGGGCCUCUGUGAUCAUCUCCAGAGAGAGCACAGCCUGGUGCCACAAAUGCUGCUGUAUGGGAAAGCUAUGAUUUAUGCUGGAUUCUGGGCAGAAGAGAAAAGAGAAAAACAGCUUUCCAGCAGACUGACAGAACUGGUUUGCCGUUUGGUGUCCAAGGACUGCUGGCUGUUGGUGUUCGAAAUUGUCUGUGAAAAUGAAGAGGACGGCAAAGACUUACCACCUGUUCAUGUUUGGCUCCAUCCAGUGAACAGGAAAGAAUGAGUAACUUGUA
Messenger RNA from Euleptes europaea (tarantolino), 3073 nucleotides. RefSeq names its product ubiquitin like modifier activating enzyme 7 (gene UBA7). The record is from RefSeq and is a predicted model, not a curated record. Gene Ontology annotation, biological process: protein sumoylation. NCBI's taxonomy places the organism in Eukaryota, Metazoa, Chordata, Lepidosauria, Squamata, Sphaerodactylidae. Gene Ontology annotation, molecular function: SUMO activating enzyme activity. The transcript is spliced from 24 exons. Bases 1 to 3063 code for a protein of 1020 amino acids. Gene Ontology annotation, cellular component: SUMO activating enzyme complex; cytoplasm.